Messenger RNA from Peronospora belbahrii, 957 nucleotides. The record is from the annotation of a GenBank genome assembly. NCBI's taxonomy places the organism in Eukaryota, Oomycota, Peronosporomycetes, Peronosporales, Peronosporaceae.
AUGCCGAGCUAUCAGGCACCAAGACCACCGGGACCAAAUGACUUCCAAGUUCGUGCCUUCUCUAUAAUGAGCCGGAUAAACGCGACCGCGAAUGAGAUAAAGGAGGAGAUGACGAAGACGUGCGAGGCGGUAAAAGAAGCACUUGCGGAUUGUGAUAGUCCCGAAGCUCUUGCGAAACUCAGAUGCCUGGACGAUCUUGUAUAUUCUACUAGCCCGACUGUAACGCCUAUAAUCAAGACCCGUGCCAUCGUCGAUGAACAUAUAGAUUUCUCGUCCCUGCUUAGCAACAAAUCACUUAAAGGGGAAGCACCUGCAUCGGAGUCAAUGUCGAAGGAGGAAGCACAGGAAAAGCCAGAGAGGAAGAAGAAGAAGCCCGGGGACAGCAAGAUAGACAAGGGACGGAAGAUGUGGAUAGAAAAGAAGAAACGGAAAAACUCAGAAAGCAGUAGUUCCACGCAGAUUGCUACUUCCGACCUCGAGGUUGGUGAUACCGACGACUACGAGGAGGACUUCCACGAAUACUCCGACCCGGAACAAGAUGAGUACGAUCUGCUUUCAUCGGGGUUUAACGUUAGCAUGUCGGGAGUCGUAAGGGGGAAUGACGAAGAGAAGGAGGAAUCUGCUGACACUGAUACGCCGCCACACCUUACCCCAGCUUGCGAGAGCCCUGUAAUGUCCGACGCAGAAUCCACCAUAUCUUCGGCUUCGGGCAGCGUGGUUAUAUCGAGGUCAAGACGCAACCCUGUAUCGUCCGACGUGUCAGCAAGCUCCUCUACGGUAUCAGCCAAACCAGUUUUCGUAAGACAUGGAAGCACAAGAUCUACCUCUGUUCCUACCGCCCCUCCAUCUUCUUCCUCCGGGAUCGACGGCACCAGUGAUAGUCCUCCGUCGCAGGUAAAGCACCUUUUAAAAACUACUCACGACGAGGAUAUUACGAACGAUUUGCAACGUGUCUGA